AUGAGGACGCUACUGACCAUCCUGGCCGCGGGAUCCCUGGCCGCUCACGUGGCUGAGGACACCUCGGAUCUUCUUCAACACGUAAAAUUCCAGUCCAGCAACUUCGAAAACAUCCUGACGUGGGACAGCAGGCCGGAGAGCGCCCCAGACACGGUCUACAGUGUUGAGUAUAAAAAGUACGGAGAGAGAGAGUGGCUGGCAAAGGAGGGCUGCCAACGGAUCACCCGGAAAUCCUGCAACCUGACCUUGGAGACGGGCAACCCCAUGGAGCACUACUAUGCCCGCGUAACUGCUAUCAGCGCUGGAGGCCCGUCGGCCACCAAGAUGACCGACCGGUUCAGCUCCCUGUAUCACACUACCAUCAAACCACCCAAUGUGACCUGUAUCCCCAAGGUGAGAUCCAUCCAGAUGAUUGUCCAUCCCACCACCACGCCUAUCCACACAGGGGAUGGUCACCGGCUAACCCUGGAGGACGUCUUCCCCGACCUGUCCUACCACUUAGAGCUCCAGGUCAACCACACCUACCAGAUGCACCUUGGAGGCAAGCAGAGGGAAUACGAGUUCAUUGGCCUGACCCCCGACACAGAGUUCCUUGGAGCCAUCAGGAUUUUUGUUCCAGCCUUGGUCAGAGAGAGCGACCCCUACAUGUGCCGAGUGAAGACCUUGCCAGAUCGGACGUGGACAUACUCCUUCUCGGGCGCCUUCCUGUUCUCCAUGGGCUUCCUCGUCGCAGGGCUCUGCUACCUGAGCUACAGAUAUGUCACCAAGCCACCUCCGCCUCCCAACUCCCUGAACGUCCAGCGAGUCCUGACCUUCCAGCCUCUGCGGUUCAUCCAGGAGCACGUGCUGAUCCCUGUCUUUGACCUGAGCAGCCCCAACAGUCUGGCCCAGCCCGUCCAGUACUCUCAAGUCAAGGUCUCCGGGCCCAGGGAGCCCCCGGGAGCCCCACCACUGCACAGCCUGUCUGAGACCACCUACCUCGGGCAGCCAGACAUUUCCGUCCUCCGGCCCUCUGGAGUGCCGCCUCACCAGGCACUCUCUCCACUGUCCUGUGUGCCCCAGGCUUCCCCGGAAGUUAGGCCCCCACCCUAUGCACCUCAAGUAACCCCCGAAGCUAAACCUCCAUCAUACAUGGCACAGGCCAUCUCUGAGGUCCAGCCCCCCUCCUACACUCCUCAGACUACUCCAGACAGCUGGCCUUCUUCCUAUGGGAUGUGUGUAGAAGGUUCUGGCAAAGACUCCCCACCUGUGACACUCUCUAGUCCCAAACACCUCAGGCCUAAAUGUCAGCUUCAGAAAGAGGCACCAGCUGGAAGGUAUAUCCCCGAUGGCCUUUCUCUGCAAGGGAUGACCUCCUUGGAUAUGGGGGACCCCCAGGAAGCAAAUUCCUUCCACCAGCAUCUGGGAGUUCACACGGACAGAGUACCUGACCCCAGUGUGCUACACAGAGGGGAACUAGGGACACCGUCGUACCUGAAGGGCCAGCUCCCCCUCCUCUCCUCUGUCCAGAUCGAGGGCCACCCUGUAUCCCUCCCUUUGAACACUCCUUCCCUCCCCUGUUCCCCCACAGACCAGGAACCAAGUCCCUGGGGCCUGCUGGAGUCCCUCGUGUGUCCCAAGGACGAGGAGCCUGUAUCUGAGACUGAGGCCCAGAGCCCGGCCCCUCAGGCAUCAGACCUGAAGCAGCCCACAGAACUGGACUCUCUCUUCAGAGACCUGGCCCUGACCGUGCAGUGGGAGGCCUGA
Messenger RNA from Puma concolor (puma), 1746 nucleotides. RefSeq names its product interleukin 22 receptor subunit alpha 1 (gene IL22RA1). The record is from RefSeq and is a predicted model, not a curated record. Gene Ontology annotation, cellular component: plasma membrane. Lineage: Eukaryota; Metazoa; Chordata; Mammalia; Carnivora; Felidae. Gene Ontology annotation, biological process: cytokine-mediated signaling pathway. Gene Ontology annotation, molecular function: protein binding; cytokine receptor activity.